AUGGCCGCCGCAAAAGAAUAUACUGAUGAGCAACUAAACUAUUACAAGAUUUGUCACGUCACAACUGAUAUCCUAACCGAAGGUUUACGAAAAAUUUUCAAGCAUGAAUGGGACAGUCGUUACGGGACGACUCUUGGAGAAUGGAAAGAUUAUCCUAGUAACGGGAAAGACUUUUACAGUAACGAGUCCCCGCGAAACCAAAGGAGGAACAAGCAUAUGUUGUCGACCAUGAUUAAAGGUAAUAGAGUGGAAUGGGAUUGUACCAUGUUGUUUUACGCCAUUCUCUACUCAGAUUGCAUCUACAGUCUAAACGCGGUGGUGAGAACGAAUGUCGACGAUCUCAGAAAAUUUCGCAAUGAAGAGUUUGCUCAUAUGCCACAAGGUCAACUUUCGGAGUUAGACUUUAAAAUUGCCAUUGGCAAAGUUUUUGCUGCAUUCCAAGCACUAGGUCUUUCCACUGUAGAAAUUCAAGACCUCACAAACCAAAAGACGUUUCCGACAGAGGAGGUAAGAGAUCUCUUAGACAAAGUGAAAGUUUUAAAGAAAGACUUGGACAUCAAAGAGAAAGAUAACAAGGACCUGGAAGAUCAGCUGAAGACGACAGAGAGUCAGCGCCGGGAUCUGGAAGAUCAGCUGAAGGAAACAAGAAAACAACGAAUUUGUCUUGAAGAUCAGCGCAAGGAAACUGAAAAACAACUACAAGCUCUUAAAAAUGAGAUUAACGAAACAGAAGAAAAACGAAUGGGCCUUGAGGAUCUCUUAGAAAAAAAAGAAAAUGAGCUAAAAGAAACAGAAGAAAAACGCAGGAACCUUAAAGAUCAGCUCAAGACAACAGAAGAACGACAAAAGAACCUUAAAAAUAGUUUAAAGGAAACAGAAGAGAGACGAAAGAGCCUUGAAGAACAGUUACAAGACAAAGAAAAACAACUGAAGAACCUUGACGAUCAGCUGGAGAAAUCUGAACUUCUACGACAGGUUCUUUCAGAACAACUACUGAACGACACCUCCCCGUUUUGCAUUCUCCCUCCUAAACCUUCACACGACAUAGCAAGUCGUGAUGUUGAGGUUGCUAACAUCACUAACCAGCUGCAGGAGCUGAAGGGAGCUGAUGCGAGCACUUUAAGUAUCUUGUAUGUAUCCGGAAAUCCUGGAAGCGGUAAAUCCCAACUGGCAGGUCUUGUAGCCGAGAGAUUUUACGAGAAAGCCCAAAAAGAUUCCUUCUCUAAAGUUUUUGUUAUGACAUUGAAUGCCGAGACGCUAGGCACACUUUCAGACUCUUACAUCACGUUCGCUCGACAAAUGAAGUGCCCCGAAGAUGCGAUUACACAAAUCCAAAUCUCCAAAGAUUUGAAGACAGAGGACAAGAUUAACAGCCUGAUAUCCUUAGUCAGCUCAAAGAUCGGUCAGUAUGAGUCCUGGCUUCUGUUGGCUGACAACGUGAAAAGCUUAUCUGAAAUGUAUGUUCAUUUACCCCAGCAAGGACACGGACAAUGGGGAAGGGGGUAUCUGUUGAUCACAACCCAAGAUAGUCCAUGUAUACCGUUAACAAGCACUUCCAUUCGACACAUCUCAGUCAGCGAGGGUAUGCAGUCCCAAGAGGCGUGUUCUUUGUUAGCCCUUAUUUCUGGUAUCAGCGAUAGUGAGAUAGGAGAACUAGUAGCUAGAGAACUCGACUACCAGCCUCUUGCUUUAGCAAGCGCAGCCACCUAUGUGAAGCAACUCCGACAGAGCAAACGUUUCUCAGAGUUUGGAUGGAAUGACUUUCUGAGGAAAGUAGAGAAAGGGCAACGUGAUGCGACAGAGACUCUACUUACAGAGACCAACUCAUGUUACAAGAAAUCGAUGACAACAGCAACAAGACUGGCCAUUAAAGAAGUGAUGCAAUCAGACAGAAUCAUAGAUCAUGCAUUAAGUUUUCUCUGCCUCCUUUCGUCACAACCCUUAAAUGCGGAUAUCUUGGUGAAUUAUAUCGUAAGCGUCGAUGAAGGAAUAAAAGAUGAAGAGAUGAUAACUAUGAAACUCCAAAGAUGUUCGCUAAUUUUAUCGCAUGAAGAUGAGUUCGGUUUCCACAUACGGGUACAUCAGGUUGUGCGCGAUGUCGUAAAGUCUUUGAUUAAGGGCUAUCCGGAAAGCCAUCACAUUAAAACUUUAAAAAGCGCUGUUGCAGUGUUUAACCAGUUUAUAGAUGACAACCUACCGAAGGAAUCGUCAGAUUCAAUUUUGCAAAGCCACGCCCUUGCCCUACAUUUGAAAAAUUUCAUUCUUAGCUUUGAAAACGUACUUUCGAAAGUUGCCCUUCAUCAAAUCACCCAGCCUGAAAUGGAUAAUCUCGGAAAGAUAUGUGAGAACCAUUGUCAUUUUCAGGCCGCAAAGAAAUUCUAUGAAUUUUCAUUGCAAUUUUUCCUCAAACGUUUGGACCUAAGCACACCAGUGUUGCAACUAGUUACAAUAACUUGGGUGUGGUGCACUACAAACAAGGCGACUUUGCGGAGGCCAAGGAGUAUCACGAACUUGCUCUGAGUAUUUACCAGAAAAAGCUAGGACCUGAGAAUGUACAAGUGGCAACUAGUUACAUUAACAUGGGUGUAAUGCACGACAAACUGGGCGACUUUGAGAAGGCCAAGGAGCAUCACGAACUUGCUCUGAGUAUCUACAAGAAAAAGCUAGGACCUGAGAAUGUACAAGUGGCAACUAGUUACAAUAACUUGGGUUCUGUUCACGAACAACUGGGCAACUUUGAAAAGGCCAAGGAGUAUCACGACCUUGCUCUGAGUAUUUACCAGAAAAAGCUAGGACCUGAGAAUGUAGACGUGGCAACUAGUUACUGUAACUUGGGUCUAGUGCACGCCAAACUGGGCGACUUUGCGGAGGCCAAGGAGUAUCACGAACUUGCUCUGAGUAUUUACCAGAAAAAGCUAGGACCUGAGAAUGUACAAGUGGCAACUAGUUACAGUAACUUGGGUGUGGUGCACAACAGACUGGGCGACUUUGAGAAGGCCAAGGAGUAUCACGACCUUGCUCUGAGUAUUUACCAGAAUAAGCUAGGACCUAAAAAUGUGGACGUGGCAACUAGUUACAGCAACUUGGGUCUGGUGCAAGACAGACUGGGCGACUUUGAGAAGGCCAAGGAGUAUCACGAACUUGCUCUGAGUAUUUACCAGAAAAAGCUAGGACCUGAGAAUGUACAAGUAGCAACUAGUUACAAUAACUUGGGUUCUGUUCACGAACAACUGGGCGACUUUGAGAAGGCCAAGGAGUAUCAAGAACUUGCUCUGAGUAUUUACCAGAAAAAGCUAGGAGCUGAGAAUGUACAAGUGGCAACUAGUUACAGUAACUUGGGUCUGGUGCACAACAAACUAGGCGACUUUGAGAAGGCCAAGGAGUAUCACGACCUUGCUCUGAGUAUUACACAGAAAAAGCUAGGACCUUAUAAUAUAGACGUGGCAACUAGUUACAUUAACAUGGGUGUGGUGCACGAUAAACUGGGCGACUUUGAAAAGGCCAAGGAGUAUUACGAACUUGCCCUGAGUAUUAGACAGAAAAAGCUAGGACCUGAGAAUGUAGACGUGGCAACUAGUUACAAUAACUUAGGUUCUGUCCACCAACAACUGGGCGACUUUGAGAAGGCCAACGAGUAUCACGACCUUGCUCUGAGUAUUAGACAGAAAAAGCUAGGACCUGAGAAUGUACAAGUGGCAACUAGUUACAGUAACUUGGGUCUGGUGCACGACAGACUGGGCGACUUUGAGAAGGCCAAGGAGUAUCACGAACUUGCUCUGAGUAUUAAACAGAAAAAGCUAGGACCUGAGAAUGUAGACGUGGCAACUAGUUACAGUAACUUGGGUUCUGUUCACGAACAACUGGGCGACUUUGAGAAAGCCAAAGAGUAUCAAGAACUUGCUCUGAGUAUUUACCAGAAAAAGCUAGGACCUGAGAAUGUACAAGUGGCAACUAGUUACAAUAACUUGGGUCUAGUGCACGACAGACUCGGCGACUUUGAGAAGGCCAAGGAGUAUCACGAACUUGCUCUGAGUAUAACACAGAAAAAGCUAGGACCUGAGAAUGUACAAGUGGCAACUACUUACAUUAACAUGGGUGUAUUGCACAACAAACUGGGCGACUUUCAGAAGGCCAAGGAGUAUCACGAACUUGCUCUGAGUAUUUACCAGAAAAAGCUAGGCCCUGAGAAUGUACAAGUGGCAACUAGUUACAAUAACUUGGGUUCUGUUCAUGAACAACUAAGCGACUUUGAGAAGGCCAAGGAGUAUCACGAACUUGCUCUGAGUAUUACACAGAAAAAGCUAGGACCUGAGAAUGUACAAGUGGCAACUACUUACAUUAACAUGGGUGUGGUGCACAACAGAUUGGGCGACUUUGAGAAGGCCAAGGAGUAUCACGACCUUGCUCUGAGUAUUACACAGAAAAAGCUAGGACCUGAGAAUGUAGACGUGGCAGCUAUUUACAAUAACCUGGGUCUGGUGUACGACAGACUGGGCGACUUUGACAAGGCCAAGGAGUAUCACGAACUUGCUCUGAGUAUUACACAGAAAAAGCUAGGACCUGAAAAUGUACAAGUGGCAACUAGUUACAGUAACUUGGGUUCUGUUCACGAACAACUGGGCGACUUUGAGAAGGCCAAGGAGUAUCAAGAACUUGCUCUGAGUAUUUAUCAGGAAAAGCUAGGACCUGAGAAUGUACAAGUGGCAACUAGUUACAGUAACUUGGGUGUGGUGCACAACAGACUGGGCGACUUUGAGAAGGCCAAGGAGUAUCACGACCAUGCUCUGAGUAUUACACAGAAAAAGCUAGGACCUGAGAAUGUACAAGUGGCAACUAGUUACAGUAACUUGGGUGUGGUGCACAGCAGACUGGGCGACUUUGAGAAGGCCAAGGAGUAUCAAGAACUUGCUCUGAGUAUUAGACAGAAAAAGCUAGGAGCUGAGAAUGUACAAGUGGCAACUAGUUACAAUAACUUGGGUUCUAUUCACGAACAACUGGGCGACUUUGAGAAGGCCAAGGAGUAUCACGACCUUUCUCUGAGUAUUAGACAGAAAAAGCUAGGACCUGAGAAUCUACAAGUGGCAACUAGUUACAAUAACUUGGGUCUGGUGCACUACAAACUGGGCGACUUUGAGAAGGCCAAGGAGUAUCACGACCUUGCUCUGAGAAUUAGACAGAAAAAGCUAGGACCUGAGAAUGUAGACGUGGCAACUACUUACAAUAACUUGGGUUCUAUUCACGAACAACUGGGCGACUUUGAGAGGGCCAAGGAGUAUCAGGAACUUGCUCUGAGUAUUUACCAGAAAAAGCUAGGACCUGAGAAUGUACAAGUGGCAACUAGUUACAGUAACUUGGGUGUGGUGCACAACAGACUGGAUGACUUUGAGAAGGCCAAGGAGUAUCACGACCUUGCUCUGAGUAUUAGAAAGAAAAAGCUAGGACCUGAGAAUGUAGACGUGGCAACUAGUUACAAUGACUUGGGUGUGGUGCACAACAAACUGGGCGACUUUGAGAAGGCCAAGGAGUAUCACGACCUUGCUCUGAGUAUU
This is a messenger RNA of Pocillopora meandrina, 5549 nucleotides long. NCBI's taxonomy places the organism in Eukaryota, Metazoa, Cnidaria, Anthozoa, Scleractinia, Pocilloporidae. The record is from the annotation of a GenBank genome assembly.